This is a messenger RNA of Brachypodium distachyon (stiff brome), 3076 nucleotides long. Its product is annotated as phospholipase D alpha 2. Gene Ontology annotation, molecular function: calcium ion binding; D-type glycerophospholipase activity. The coding region runs from base 367 to 2838 and encodes 823 amino acids. The record is from RefSeq and is a predicted model, not a curated record. NCBI's taxonomy places the organism in Eukaryota, Viridiplantae, Streptophyta, Magnoliopsida, Poales, Poaceae. Gene Ontology annotation, biological process: phospholipid catabolic process; phosphatidylcholine metabolic process. The transcript has 3 exons. Gene Ontology annotation, cellular component: plasma membrane.
UAGUGGGCAGCUCCCCAUCCAAUUCGCCUUUGCUUUGCUUCCACUUCGUCAUGUUCGGAAAUAGUAUCUUUUAUUCAUGCAGUAGUAACCAGAAAAUCAAAAAAGAUUUUGUUUCUCUCUCUCUCUUUUAAUUUCAGUUAAUAAUUGCCAAUUACUCCCAAUUAAUUCCUUCCAACAGAUUUCUUCUGAUAAAAUCCUAUUUCACAUCGCUACGAACAGCUCGACAAGCUUCUUUCCGGUAAAGCUGACAGCUAGCGGGCUCCUAUUGGACGGUCACGGACCUUUCACUCUCGCCUUCUUGGCACAUUGUUUCGUCCGUCCGUCUUGAAUCUCGAAGCUUUCUUGCGCGGCGACGGCAGCGGCGCAAUGGCUCACCGGCUGCUUCACGGCACCCUCCACGCCACCAUCUUGGAGGCCGACAAGCUCACCGACCCCACCCGCGCCACCGGCGGCGCCCCUGGGAUCUUCCGCAAGUUCGUGGAAGGGUUCGAGGAGACGAUCGGGCGGGGGAAAGGGUCGACGCGGCUGUACGCGACCAUCGACCUCGGGCGGGCGCGCGUGGGCCGGACGCGGGUCAUCGCCGACGACCCGGUGAACCCGCGGUGGUACGAGGAGUUCCACAUCUACUGCGCCCACUUCGCAGCCGACGUCGUCUUCACCGUCAAGGCCGAUCAGCCCAUCGGCGCCACGCUCCUCGGCCGCGCUUACCUCCCCGUCCGCGACCUCCUCGACGCCGCCGGCAAGGAAAUCGAGCGCCGGCUCGACGUGCUCGACCCGGGGAAGAAGAAGCUCCCCCACGGGCCGACCAUCCAUGUCCGCCUCAGGUUCUGCGAUGUCGCUGCUGCCGAGGGCCGCCGAGAGUGGGGGCGGGGUAUCGGCGGCCUGCGGUUCCCCGGCGUGCCGUACACCUUCUUCUCGCAGCGGCCCGGGUGCAAGGUCACCCUGUACCAGGACGCGCACACCCCGGACGCGUUCGCGCCCAGGAUCCCGCUCUCCGGCGGCCGGAUGUACGAGCAAGGGCGGUGCUGGGAGGACGUCUUCGACGCCAUCAGCGACGCGCGCCACCUGGUGUACGUCACGGGAUGGUCGGUGUACACGGAGAUCACGCUCCUGCGUGACGGCGCCCGGCCGCCGCGCCCCGGCGGCGACGCCACCCUGGGCGAGCUCCUGAAGCGCAAGGCCAGCGAGGGCGUGCGCGUGCUCAUGCUCGUCUGGGACGACCGCUCCUCCGUGGAGUCCAUCGGCUGGAAGCAAGGGUACAUGGGCACGCACGACGCCGAGACGGCCGACUACUUCCGCGGCACCGACGUGCACUGCGUGCUCUGCCCGCGGAACCCCGACGUCGGCAGCAGCGUCGUCAAGGGCGCGCAGAUCGCCUACAUGAUCAGCCACCACCAGAAGAUCAUCGCCGUCGACCACGACAUGCCGGUGAGGGGCGGCUCCACCCGCCGCCGCAUCGUCAGCUUCGUAGGCGGCCUCGACCUCUGCGACGGACGCUACGACACCCAGUUCCACUCCCUGUUCAGGACGCUGGACACGGCACACCACAAGGACUUCCACCAGCCCAUCCUGGUGGGCGCGGCCAUCGGCAAGGGCGGGCCGAGGGAGCCGUGGCACGACAUCCACGCCAAGCUCGAAGGCCCCGCGGCCUGGGACGUGCUCUACAACUUCGAGCAGCGGUGGAGGAAGCAAGGCAGCAGCAAUGACCUCCUUGUUGAUCUCAAAGCCUUGGUGAACCUCAUCAUACCGCCAUCGCCAGUGAUGUUCCCUGAUGACCAGGAGGCAUGGAAUGUGCAGGUGUUCCGGUCCAUCGACGGUGGUGCGUGCUUCGGCUUUCCUAGCACCCCCGAGGAUGCUGCUCGGUCUGGCCUUGUCAGUGGCAAGAACAACAUCAUUGACAGGAGCAUCCAGGAUGCCUACAUCCACGCGAUACGCCGCGCCAAGCACUUCAUCUACAUCGAGAAUCAAUACUUCCUUGGCAGCUCAUUCGCUUGGAAAGCUGAUGGCAUAAAGCCGGAAGAAAUUGAGGCGUUGCAUCUGAUUCCCCGUGAGCUUUCGCUGAAGAUCGUGAGCAAGAUCGAGGCUGGUGAACAUUUCGCGGUCUAUGUUGUGCUGCCAAUGUGGCCGGAAGGUGCUCCUGCAGGUGCAUCUGUGCAGGCAAUACUAGAUUGGCAGAGGAGGACCAUGGACAUGAUGUACCAUGACAUUGCCGUUGCUCUUGAGGGGAAGAGGAUCGACGCGAACCCCAAGGAUUACCUCACAUUCUUUUGCUUAGGGAACAGGGAGGUGAAGAGGAGUGGCGAGUAUGAACCUGCAGAGCAGCCAAUGGAAGGGUCAGACUACGAGAGGGCACAGAAGGCUCGGCGGUACAUGGUCUAUGUUCACUCCAAAAUGAUGAUAGUCGAUGACGAGUACAUCAUUGUCGGAUCAGCCAACAUCAACCAACGGUCAAUGGACGGGGGCAGGGACUCUGAAAUCGCCAUGGGUGCAUUCCAGCCACACCACCUGAACACCGAAGACCAGGUUGCCAGAGGGCAGAUCCAUGGUUUCCGGAUGUCGCUGUGGUAUGAACACCUCGGCAUGCUGCACGAUGAUUUCCUGAAGCCAGGGAGCCUGGAGUGCGUCCAGAGGGUGAACAAGAUGGCUGACAAGUACUGGGACCUCUAUGCUAGUGAUGAACUCAACGACGACCUGCCCGGGCACCUUCUCACCUAUCCGGUUGCCGUGACGAAGGACGGUAUAGUGACAGAGCUGCCAGGGAUGAAAUGCUUUCCCGACACGCAGGCUCCCGUGCUUGGAAUGAAAUCUAAUUACAUGCCUCCCAUUCUCACCACAUAGAGAGCACCCCAAAUUCUGCACUUCAGCAAGUGUAUGUAGGCUAUUCUAUUGCUGUUACCUCUACAUGAUGUUUCUGUCCGGUAUUUGGCUGAUCGGCUUAUCUGAAGUCUGAACAUUUUAGCUAGUCUAGCCCUUGCAUGAUGCAUGCUUAUGAGUACUGAAGUCUGAACUCGGAAGAUUUUUUUAAUGCUUCACUUGAGAUUGGACUGAAUCAGUAGUUGUCCACACUUCAGACUUU